AUGAGUUCAACUACUGAAGCAACAACAAGAACCUUAAGGCGUUCGACGCGCCAGCAUGUCCCAACCGGACGAUAUACAGAGUCUUUAAACGACGAGGAUGUUAAUGAAUCAUCUCUUUCAGAACUAGAAUCUGAGGAUGACACUGUUAAACGUCGAAAACGAAAGGCCAAAACUUCCACAACUCCCAAACGUCAAGUAAAAUCUCGAAAAAGAAAAGAGGCAAACUCGGCAACACCAAGAAGAACAUCCACUCGACAGCGAAACCCCACCUCUUCUGAAGAGGAGCGCCCCAGUUUUGAAAAUUUCAUUUACGAUGCCAUUCUUGAUUCCGAAACUUCUAUAGAUGAAUUGGCGUCCAACUGGCUCGAUUCAUAUCGUGAAAAUCCUGAUACCUCACUUAGAGAUUUUGUUAAUUUUGUCCUUAAAGGAUCUGGAUGCGGAAUCCCAAUUGAACUUCAUGAUAUUCAAGAGCCCGAUAGUGCGGUUGAUUGCUUGGCUCAAAUUCAAGAGGCCUUUAAAUUUGAUGCUUUAGCAGACUACCCUCUCAUUUCUAGAAAACCAGAGUACAAAUUUUUUCGACAAAAUCUAAUCGAAUUUAUUGAAGAUGUCAUUUACAAGGCUGCAGAACAAGGAAUUCUGUAUGAUAACUCAAGAUUUAUUGAGGAUUUAAGAAUAUGGGUCGCUUCGAUGUCAUCUUCAAACCUGAGAUCUUUCCGACAUACUUCAACUCUCAUUUGGCUCACAAUAAUGUCCAAGCUCUGCGAUGUUCAUGUAACAGCUACCCAUUCCACUAAUCAAAAUCAAAAAAUUUUAGAGGCUGAGACAGCUAAAAAUCGCCCAAGCGGAGCCCGAAUUGCUCAAGCUAAAACAGCUAUCGAACUUGCCUCCAAUAAAAUAUCUUUUCUUGAAAACUGCAUGAAUGACAUUUUUGAAACUAUAUUUGUGCAUAGGUAUCGAGAUGUCGAUCCUAAAAUACGAAUUGAAUGUAUGAAGGAACUUGGUGCUUGGAUGGAGAUUUUGCCAAGUUAUUUUUUUGAGUCCAAAUAUAUACGAUAUUUUGGGUGGCUUCUUUCAGACAUUAGUGCACAUACCCGAUUACAAGUUCUAAAGUCACUGACAACCCUUUAUAAAAUUCGUGAUUAUAUUCCUGGUUUCAGGCAUUUUACUGACAGAUUUCGUCUCCGAAUAGUCGAAAUGGCUGCAAUGGAUGCCGAUACUAAUGUCAGAGUUUCUGCUAUUGAUUUACUGUGUGUUUUACGGGAAGUCGGGUUUUUAGAAGAUAGUGAUGUUGAAGUGUGCACUAAAUUAAUUUUUGAUAUCGAUCAUCGAGUGCGGAAAUCUUCUGCCAAAUUUAUUCUUUCAACCGUUUUAGAAGAGUCAACCCGGGCACUCAACGAAUUUACUACUAACGAAACAAAGUCGUUUAAAGAAAAGUUUUCAGACCUGACUCAGUCUUGGUUAUCAUUUAAAGAAUUAUGCUAUAUCCUUAAAAUCGAAAAGGAAUCACCUAGCGCCAGCGAAGAAAAUCUUUUGGAAGAUUUAGAAAACGUAUACCCAUCUUCUUCUUCUCGUAUAUCUCUAGCCGGGGAAGCUCUUUGGGAUGCUGGGUUUGGCUUGAAAUUCAAAUGGGUCAGCCUUAUUCAACAACUAUUGUUUGAUUUUUCUUCUUUGGAUAGUAUUGCCACGACUAAAUCAGCUAAAAAUUACAUAGCUGCAUUUUCUUUAGAUCCAGAUCAAGAGCUUAUUCUUUUGGAGUUGCUUUUUGGGUUUAUUAAAGGUAAUAUUGACGAAAUUAAUCACCAUAAUGUUACUUCAUUAUCAAGCUAUAGUAACAUGAAAAAGAAGAAACUUUCAAACGAUGAGGUAGAAGCCAAGUUUACCCAAAUUCAUGCCGAACUUAUUGAUUCUAUCCCUAAAUUAUUACAGCGCUAUUCUCAUAGCCCCAAUGCUAUUUUUCAAGUUUUGCGAUUACAUACACUUCUUGAUCUUAAUGUUUACUGUCAACUUCAUAUGGAGUCUAAAUACACUGAGCUUUUUUCUUCAAUUAUCAAUCAGUUUAAAUCACAGGUUAACAAGGUGGUUUUAGAAGAAUGUGUAAAUGUUUUUUCCAAAACUAUUUCAAAUGAACCAUCACUACCUUUUUUUGAAGAAGCUCAACAAAAAGUCAAUGAAGUAAUAGAAGAUAUCGGAUAUGAGAUAAAAGGAAUAAUAUCCGAGAAUAAUGAACAACGCAACAAGGAUAUUUCCGAAAAAGAGGUUGAUAGCUCUGUUUUUGAUUCUGUUUUUAAAAUGGAUGUUCUGUCAAGAAGCGUUGAUAUUCAAAAUGCUCUUGAAAUUCACUUAUCAAAUAAUUCGGAUGAGAAUUCACCAAUAUUAGUUGAUAAACUUAUAGGUUACCUUUCUAUUUGUGCUGUGAAGCCUAAAAGUUUAGUUAAUCUUCAACUAGUGGCUUCACUUGUUAAUUUACUUCGCAGUUACGCAAUGUGGAAGCUAUCUAGUGUGUUAGAAGCAGCAAUAACUGCAGGGAAUGGGGGUAGUGCCAAAGGUAUCGAUUUAUCUUCAAAGGCCAAGGAUACGAUUGUUUCUAUUCUUCAUGAAUUUGAAACUAUUGUCAUAGGUGCCAACUCUUUUCAUGUACGGUCUAUUUGUGCUAAAUCUUUACUUGACUUGCUUGUUACUGUUAAUGUUGCAGUGGCUCAAACUACGACCAUUUCCAAAGCAAUUUCCGACGUUGAUAUCUUAAAACUAAGAAUAUUUGAUGUUCCAACAAAGGUUUUAAAUUCUUCUCAGGAGGUCAUAAUGGGACUUUUUUUGAGAAAGGAAAAGGCAUAUGCUAAAAUUAUGGAUAUUGACCUUAAAUCCGGGGAAAAAGAUUCUGAAUUUUUAAAAGCUUUAAAAAGUAUGUCUAUAGGUCAAACGUCUCAAGAUCAACUUGAGACUGAGGACAAAGCCGAAAGUGAUAGCGAACUGAGUGACCUAAGUGAUAUCGAUAGUGAUGAUGAAGAAAUGCUUGAUAAUGUACUGGCAGGAUCUCAACCUCCAACAGCGUCACAGAUUCAUAUGGCUCAAGUCAUGGAUUACGGUACAUUGAUAGAAAAGUUAAAAAAUUCAUCGACGAAACAAGAAAGGAUAUUAUUGGUUGACUAUGACUUGUGCCAGUUUGCUGCCAAAGUUCGAGUAGCCGCCAUAGCAAAAAUUUUGGAUGAAACAUGCGUGAAUCGGAUAUUCUUAAAUUCAAAUUUAUUAUCGCCUUUAUAUAUUAGAAUUAUUUCUAUGAAAAUUUCUUCUGAUGAUGGUUCAACAAAAUCAACUCAGCAAGUUACUAAAAAUCAUGAACUAUCUGCUGAUCCAGCUACGAUUUUUAAUCCCAACUCUGAAAGAAUAAAUAAUGUUGAUGAAAAUGUUCAAAAUAGCAAUUCCAAAAAAAUUAAUUCAGAUGAGAUAACCUCAAACACACAAGAAAAACCAAUAAACUCCAUUAACCAAACUUCAAGAAAUUCCAGUCCGAAUUUACAUUUAAACAAUGAAGAGGAUAAAAAUGAGGAGAUAACAAUAAAUGGUGAUGACAAUGAAGAACACGAUGAAGAACACGAUGAAGAACACGAUGAAGAACACGAUGAAGAACACGAUGAAGAACACGAUGAAGAACAAGAGGAAGAUGGUAAUGAAUAA
Messenger RNA from Magnusiomyces paraingens, 3672 nucleotides. RefSeq lists its product as uncharacterized. The record is from RefSeq and is a predicted model, not a curated record. NCBI's taxonomy places the organism in Eukaryota, Fungi, Ascomycota, Dipodascomycetes, Dipodascales, Dipodascaceae. Gene Ontology annotation, biological process: sister chromatid cohesion. The transcript has 4 exons. Gene Ontology annotation, cellular component: cohesin complex; chromatin; nucleus. Bases 1 to 3672 code for a protein of 1223 amino acids. Gene Ontology annotation, molecular function: chromatin binding.